CAGAAACAGAGUGAGGGAUAUCACUCAAAGUGCGAGCUUCUUCUCCCUCCCUCUCUCUCUCUCUUUCUGUGCUCACAGAGUGAGUGUUCUCUCUCUCUCUCUCUCUCUCUCUCUCUCUCUCUCUCUCGUUCUCUCGCUCCCUCUCAGUUUCUUUAGUGAGUGAGUAGUAAGUUAUAACAAAGCAAAAGAGAAUCAUGGUGAUGGGUUUCGUGGUGGGUGUGGGAACGGGGCUGGGUUCUAUUUGGAUGGUACUUUUGUUGAGCUUUGUUGGUCUUGUGGCCUUCUGGUGGCUUAUCAAGAAUGCGAAUCGGUUGCUGUAUGAAACCAAGCUGGGUGAAAGGCAGUACUCUCUCCCACCUGGUGACUUGGGCUUGCCUUUCAUUGGCAACAUGUGGUCCUUCCUCAGAGCUUUCAAGUCUAACAAUCCUGAGUCCUUUCUCGAUACGUUUGUUUCCAGAUUUGGGAAAACUGGAAUCUACAAGGCCUUCAUGUUUGGGUUCCCAAGUGUCAUUGUUACAACGCCUGAAACAAGUAAAAGAGUUUUGACAGAUGACGAUGCAUUCAAACCCGGGUGGCCUGUUUCUACUGUGGAGCUAAUUGGAAAGAAAUCAUUCAUUGGUAUAUCUUACGAGGAACACAAACGUCUAAGAAGGCUAACAGCAGCUCCAGUCAAUGGUCAUGAAGCACUCUCCGUGUACAUGAAGUACAUUGAAGAGAUUGUCAUAAGGUCCUUGGAAAAAUGGUCCAAAAUGGGACAAAUAGAGUUCUUAACUCAACUCAGAAAGCUUACCUUCAAGAUUAUUAUGUACAUCUUUCUUAGCUCAGAGAGCGAGUCAGUCAUGGAGGCUCUGGAGAGGGAAUAUACAGUACUUAACUACGGAGUUAGAGCCAUGGCAAUCAAUCUUCCAGGAUUUGCAUACCAUAAAGCACUUAAGGCUCGGAAAAGUCUUGUUGCUAUAUUUCAAUCAAUUGUGGAUGAUCGAAGAGCUCAAAGAAAGGCCGGAAACUACUAUGCAAAGAAGAAAGAUAUGAUGGACGCUCUGCUGGAUGUUGAGGAAGAUGAUGGAAGAAAACUUACCGAUGAGGAAAUUAUAGACGUACUGUUAAUGUACUUGAAUGCAGGCCAUGAAUCUUCCGGCCAUACCAUCAUGUGGGCUACCGUUUUCCUACAAGCAAACCCAGAAGCUUUCCAGAGAGCUAAGGCUGAGCAAGAGGAGAUUCUCAAGAGGAGGCCACCAACGCAGAAGGGUAUGACACUUAAGGAAUAUAGGGAAAUGGACUAUCUUUCAAAGGUGAUUGACGAAACUCUUCGAGUGAUAACAUUCUCACUCACCGUCUUUCGUGAGGCAAAGAAGGAUGUCAAAAUAAAUGGUUACAGCAUUCCUAAGGGCUGGAAAGUAUUGGUGUGGUUCAGGAGCAUUCACUAUGAUUCUGAAUUAUAUCCAAACCCAAUGGAAUUCAACCCUUCCAGAUGGGAUAAUUUAACACCGAAGGCAUUAAGUUUUCUUCCCUUUGGAGCUGGAAGCCAUCUGUGCCCCGGAAAUGAUCUUGCUAAGCUGGAAAUUGCUAUUUUCCUUCACCAUUUCCUCCUUAAUUAUAAGAUGGAACGCGCUAAUGCGGGAUGCCCCUUGAUGUACUUGCCUCAUACUAGGCCAAUAGACAAUUGCAUGGCAAAAAUCAAGAAAUGUGGAUCUGCAAAGGCCUGAGAGCACUGAGAGGAUAAGAGAAGAGAGUACACAGAUUAAGCCCAGGAGCCACGCCAGCAAAUAUACACAGAAGUGAGGCGGCCGGGGAGUUUCCCCGGAUCAGCAGCUAGCUAUGUUUAGUUAAUUUAGAGGUUAUGUUUCAGCGGGAAAGAAGGCCUAGCAUGCAAAACCAAUAAGAGCUGGUAUUUGUGCAUUUACAGGCUUGUUUAAUCUGUAACCUUGUUGUCUUCUCUUAAUAAAACUGCUGGACAAUGCACCAAGGACUCGACUCUUUUUUUUUUUUUCUUUCUUGGGCUGUCUUUUGUGGUUUUCUCCAUUUAUGAUAAAUUUGGACGAGAGAUUAAAAGAUUUCGGUUAAACUAAUUAGAAAUGCACUGCUCAUGAGCAUCAUAAGGUCACCAAACGAAUGAGAGCUACACGUUUUGAGGCAUUAUGUCCUUAAUGGUCCAACGAUGCCAACUAGAACAAAAUUACUAUGUACAUCACUACAUUUGAUACUAUUUUGACGGAAUAAAAAGAAUUUAGUCAAAGUUAAGAGAAUAUUGAGUUUCAAGCUAUAAAAUGACCAUAUUUGAGUUUUAAGGAGAAAAAAAAAUAGUUACGAAUAAUUAUAAAAUAGAAUAUUAUUAAGAACAUGGAUAAAAAAUAUCUUGAAACAAUAGUUCAAAUUUCAAAGCCCAACAAAUUCUCGAAAUUGAUCCCUCCUUUAACCUAAUGGCCAAAAUCCUUAUUUAUAUUACAAAAGGUUUUAGAAUAAAACUAGAAAAUAUAAUAAAAUAAUAAACUAGCAAAUAAAAGGUUUCUAUUUAAAGUUAAAUUCAGACUUCUCAGGAAAACACAUUUUUGACCGCCAAAUCAAUUCUGAUUUGGACCAGAAGGUCUCUUUUGAAAGUUUAGGACGUUCCCAACAAAUCCAUCUUCCUCAAAAUAUGCCACAUUUACCUUCAAAAUACCUAAAACAUCCAAAAACGUUAAUUUGAGAAAGCUACGCGCUGGACCUUCUUUUCUUCGCCACGGUCAAACGGUUUAGUAGAAAAAUCUGAAAUCUUGACACAAUCACCUUGGAAGACUCACAAACAUCAUCUGAUUGGAAUCACUCCAAAAUUCAUGCGUUUGAUUACUUUAUGCUCAAGAGAAAGUCGCAUAUCCUAUAUUAGAAAUAUAAUUUAAGAGUAUCAAAAUUCUCACAAAAUGACCAAUGAAUUAAUACUAAGAAUAGAGUAAAAAAAUAUAAUAUAAUAUUCCCUCAUCACCUGUGCACGUCUAAAACUUGAUAGUAUACAUGAGAUAAAGUUCCGGGAAGGAAAAACUAAAGUAACGGUAUUUCAAAUUCGAAGCGAAAUGACAACGGCUACUUUGGCAAGAUAAAUGGGCAAGGCUAUUACAAACACCACAAGCUCAGGAAAGGGAUGGUCCAACCCUCACAUGGCGGCUGCUUCUCGCGCCAUUGCCAAACGGAUCCCAUUGUUUGAUCGUCCUCAAAUUCAGAGACGCAAUGGUAAAUAUCAAAUACUAACUCAAAGUAUUUGUCACACACUGCAAGUGUUUGAUGAAAUCCCUGACUCACAUGCGGUAGCCUCUUUUUCUUUCUUAGGAUGAAAGUUUCUAUGUUUAAACUCUGUCUUCGUGAGUUUUAGGGCUUUAAUUGUAGAAAACUGGCGCAAGUAGCUCUCAAGAAAUCUCUGGAUGGCUAGAGAUGGUCUGGGAUUUAAUUCCAAUGGAGCAACAUCCUCUUUUCGUGACUACACUGUGGCAGUUAUGGCACGAAAGGAAUAAGGUUCUUCAUGGAGCCAAGGUGUCGUGGGUUCUUUGUGUGCUAUGAUGAGGCGUAUAAACAAGUUCUGAACUCCCAUCAUAGGAGUACUCCUUCCUUUGUGUGCUAGUGAGGUCCGCUGGAGGCCUCCUAGUGUAGGUAUUCUCAAGCUCAAUGUGGACGGAGCUAUCAAUGUUAUUAAUGGAACUAGAGGUGCGGGAGGCAUUGUCAGGGAUGAUCGAGGAUGGCUAGUAGGGGCUGUGGCGAUGAAAGCUCCAAACAUAGUGUUGAUCCUUGCUAUGGAAUUGUAUGCUCUGGAACUGGGGAUCUCUUUUGCGGUGGAUGCUGGGUAAGUUCCUCUUGUGAUUGAAUCCGAUUCUCUGCAGGUUGUUCAACUGAUCAGUAAUGACGAAGAAUGUUUUACAGCGGAAGGGGUUCUUGUGGAUGAAGUGCGCCGUCUCCUUGCCUCACAAACUCAAGUUUUAGCUCAAUGUCUCUGGAACACACAUCAGAUAACAUGUUAUAGUUUACGUCAAGAGAGGUUGUGUUUUUGGCUUGAGAAUGGACCGCCACUGAUGCAGAGUUGUGUUCAAGAAGACCUCCCUACAAGGAGUCAUAAAGGGUCGUGUUUAUCAUUGUUUAGGUCUCGGGUGAGGAGGAGCUGAUGUACUCGUUUGAGUUGGGUUGGUUUGUUUUAUUGCGCGUGUUUUUUUGUUCAUGUGGUGUUCCGCUAGUAAGUUUUUUCUGAGACCCCGUCCCACCACAUAUGCCCCGUUUAUGUACUUGUUUACGUUUGAUUAUUGAAUGAAAUCCAGUGUUAUCCUAAAAAAUACUGCAUCCCAAAUGCUAAAUGUUUUUCAAAAUAAAAGAGGAUUUGAAAGGAUCUGAGGAUAAAGGCAGAACCUCAUGUUUAGGGAAGCUGUCACAGACGACCUGUCAGCCAUAUUAGGUGACCGGCUGAUUGGGCUUUAAAGCACAUAGCUUGCUGCUAGGACCAGACCAGUCGGUCUACCUUGCAGAAUUCAAAUUCUCACACCUCUUCGGAGGUGGAGUUCUGUGAAUACGUUUAAAGCUGGGAAGCUCCAUAUAUAGUACCAAAGUUACUCAAAUCAAUGUUCUCUAAGUUUGAGAACGAAAUCAAAUGAGCAGACAUGUCUUGCUUGAAGUGGUGCUUCUUGAUCAAAGAGUGCAAACCAAGAGAUAUCAGGCUUUGAAUGGUUGUUCCAUUUUAGAAUCGGAUACUUAAACCUCCUUAAAUAGAGGGCGAAAUUUUGGAAGAAAGUAUGAUUGAUAUUCCUACAAAUACUCAAGGCUAUACACAAAGCCUACUCCACCUUUUUCAAUGAAAAACCAAAACACUAGGAGCAAUUUUUCUGUAGGUUUCGCAAAUUUCCUUGGUUUUUUACUUGAGUAUUCCUUGUUAACUCUUGUGUGUUUGGGGUUUGUCUUAUGAGAGUGCAAAAUUUUGACAAAUAAUAAGCAUAAAGCUAUGCUUCAUUGUAUCCAUAGGGCUUAUUAUUCAAUAACACCUUUGUAAACUUGAUGUGGACGCUAAUAAAGUCUGAUAGAUAGCACAUUUAUACUUGCCUUGAAGCAACUUUUCAUCUUCAUCGUCAUAUUUUCAGAAAUUUUCUCGAACACCAAAUUUCGUCCAUAUUUGGCUUUUUAUUUUUAUUUUUAUUUUUUUUUAUUUUUUUAUUUAUUUUUAAUUUCUUUUCCAUUCCAUCUCAUGUGCUUCUGCGUCACUUCAGAAUGCGAGGGCUAGGAAUCCUGUUUUGAGUGACAGGGAGCAACCAAGGACUCGGUUUAAUCCCCCUUGGUCCCCUCCUCCCAAUGAUACGGUAAAGAUUAAUGUGGAUGCUAGUUGGAAGGCGGGUGGUAGCACUUGUCAUAUGUGGUACGGGACUCGAACUCCAACUGCUUGGCGGUAAGGAGGAAGGAAAUAAGGGCUCCAUACAUCCUGGUGGCAGAGGCUUUGGGUGCCUUGGAGGGCUGCACUCUGGCUCAACAAAUGGGGUACUCGAGAAUUAUCUUAGAGUCCGACUCUAAGGCGGUGAUCUCGUGGUUCAAUGGUUGCAUAGAUAAUGGAGGCUGGGAGGUGUUUCCUAACCUCUGUAAGAUUCGGCAGGUGGACAACUCCUUUCUCGCGUGCAACUGAUCUUGGGUCUCAAGAUCAGCAAAUGAAGCGGCGGAUUUCAUAGUGUCGCAUUAUGAAGCGGAGAUGAGCGACUUGCUCUGGUUUGAAAGACCCUUAUCUUCAUUUGUAAGAAUCUUGAACAGGACGGGCUUCCAUGCCUCCAAACUACUUUUUGUUUAGGGAGGCUGUAAAGGUUGACAUGGGGGUAUUUCUCUCGGUUUCCUUUUGUUCCCUUAGUGUUUUUAGCCUGAUGUUUGUUAUCCCGGAGUUGGCUUUCUGUACUCUUCUUGGCUUCGGCCCUGGUAAUGAUAUUUCCAGUUCGUCCAU
Molecule: messenger RNA, 5923 nt
Organism: Pyrus x bretschneideri (Chinese white pear)
Lineage: Eukaryota; Viridiplantae; Streptophyta; Magnoliopsida; Rosales; Rosaceae
Product: ent-kaurenoic acid oxidase 1
Exons: 9
Coding region: 195-1706 (503 amino acids)
Biological process (GO): multicellular organism development; sterol metabolic process; brassinosteroid homeostasis
Cellular component (GO): endoplasmic reticulum
Molecular function (GO): ent-kaurenoic acid monooxygenase activity; iron ion binding; heme binding
Source: RefSeq, a predicted model, not a curated record